GAGAAUAGUAAGUAGUUCAGAGGAGUUUUCCUGGAGAAGAAGCAAACUUGAAGCUCCGUCGUUAAAAAGAAAAAACAAAUCGGAACUUCACAUCUUCCCCGGAGAAAAUCGAAUUAUACUAGUAGCGAGGCUGAUUCUCCGAAGAUGGAUGUGAUAAAGACGCAGCAGAUAUCAGCAAGGACGAUCGAGAAAGUGGUCGUUCACCCACUCGUCUUGCUUAGCAUCGUCGACCAUUACAACCGCGUCGCUAAGGACUCUCGCAAGCGCGUCGUCGGUGUUCUUCUCGGCAGCAGCUCCCGUGGCGUCGUCGACGUCACCAACAGCUACGCAGUGCCCUUCGAGGAGGAUGACAAAGACUCGAGUAUAUGGUUUCUUGAUCACAACUACCAUGAAUCAAUGUUCCACAUGUUCAAGAGAAUUAACGCCAAGGAGCAUGUUGUAGGUUGGUACAGCACGGGCCCUAAACUCCGAGAGAAUGAUUUGGACGUUCACGCGCUCUUCAAUGGUUAUGUUCCAAAUCCAGUGCUUGUCAUUAUUGAUGUACAGCCUAAAGAAUUGGGGAUUCCCACAAAAGCUUAUUAUGCUGUGGAGGAGGUCAAGGAGAACGCUACUCAGAAAAGCCAGAAAGUGUUCGUCCAUGUGUCAACAGAAAUAGCUGCUCAUGAAGUGGAGGAGAUCGGUGUGGAACAUUUGCUUAGAGAUGUGAAAGACACAACUAUCAGUACCCUGGCGACUGAGGUUACUGCCAAACUUACUGCUUUGAAGGGGCUUGAUGCACGUCUUCGGGAGAUCCGGAGUUACCUUGACCUUGUGAUUGACGGGAAGCUCCCUCUAAAUCAUGAGAUUCUAUACCAUCUGCAGGACGUUUUCAACUUGCUUCCAAACCUGAAUGUGAACGAGUUGGUGAAGGCCUUCUCAGUGAAAACAAAUGAUAUGAUGCUCGUUAUCUAUCUAUCGUCCCUCAUCCGAAGUGUAAUUGCGCUCCACAACUUGAUCAACAACAAGUUACUGAACAAGGAACAUGAGAAAGCAGAGGACUCAAAGCCCGUGGCCAUACCCGCCACUAGCUAAACCGCGCUGAUCAGAUGUGUUUAGUUAGUCAUCAUUGUCCCUACGAUGAAGGCGGCUGUUUAGUGUUGUUUCUCCCAAAAGAAAGUGACAAGCCGGGUUGUACGAGUUUAGUUUGAUAACGGGUCUCUUUCUGAGUGUUGAUUUUUCUCUGUUGUUUGGAUUCAGAAUGUGUUAUCAAGGAGUCUUUUUUUUUCAUUUUUCUUUCAAGAUGGUUAGGUGAUACAAAGUUUAAACGCUAAUGCGUCGAAAUCUCCACAAAGGGUCAUUGUGGUUAACAUUGAAAGUAUUAAGAUAGUUUGACACAGCGUGUGUGUUUAAUUUUAUUCUCUA
Messenger RNA from Brassica rapa (field mustard), 1401 nucleotides. Its product is annotated as 26S proteasome non-ATPase regulatory subunit 7 homolog A. Gene Ontology annotation, cellular component: proteasome regulatory particle; proteasome complex. The record is from RefSeq and is a predicted model, not a curated record. Gene Ontology annotation, biological process: proteasome-mediated ubiquitin-dependent protein catabolic process. Lineage: Eukaryota; Viridiplantae; Streptophyta; Magnoliopsida; Brassicales; Brassicaceae. Gene Ontology annotation, molecular function: metallopeptidase activity; protein binding.